Molecule: messenger RNA, 6357 nt
Organism: Delphinapterus leucas (beluga whale)
Lineage: Eukaryota; Metazoa; Chordata; Mammalia; Artiodactyla; Monodontidae
Gene: VTI1A
Product: vesicle transport through interaction with t-SNAREs 1A
Biological process (GO): intra-Golgi vesicle-mediated transport; Golgi to vacuole transport; macroautophagy
Cellular component (GO): SNARE complex; endoplasmic reticulum membrane; late endosome membrane
Molecular function (GO): SNAP receptor activity; SNARE binding
Source: RefSeq, a predicted model, not a curated record
GGGGCACUAACUGAAGGGCUUUUCCUUAGCGAAUUUCUUAAUCUUGAAGCCCGAACGGAAAAUAAAAAGCGCACCCAGCCUAAGUUCCGGAGGACCAAGAUCGCGAAGAACAACCAGGAAGCGGCCUGGCUGGGAGCUACCCCGGCUUCUCCGCUCCGCUCUCUAGGGAGCUUCCCGUGUUCCUACACCGUCUUUUCCUGCCCCGCGUAGCCCCAGCCCUGACCUAGGCUCCGGCCCGGGCCGGCCACUCCGGAGCCGCCAUGUCGUCCGACUUCGAAGGCUACGAGCAGGACUUCGCGGUGCUCACUGCAGAGAUCACCAAUAAGAUUGCGAGGGUCCCCCGACUCCCGCCUGAUGAGAAGAAGCAGGUGGUUGCAAAUGUGGAGAAACAGCUCGAAGAAGCAAAAGAACUGUUGGAACAGAUGGAUUUGGAAGUCCGAGAGAUACCACCCCAAAGUCGAGGAAUGUACAGCAACAGGAUGAGAAGCUACAAGCAAGAAAUGGGAAAACUUGAGACAGAUUUUAAAAGGUCACGGAUUGCCUACAGUGACGAAGUACGGAAUGAGCUCCUAGGGGAUGAUGGGAAUUCCUCAGAGAACCAGUUGAUAAAAUUACGUGAAGAGAGGGCACAUCUGCUCGAUAACACAGAGAGGCUGGAAAGGUCAUCUCGGAGACUAGAGGCUGGGUACCAAAUAGCAGUGGAAACCGAACAAAUUGGCCAGGAGAUGUUGGAAAACCUCAGUCAUGACAGAGAAAAGAUACAGAGAGCACGUGAAAGACUUCGGGAAACAGAUGCUAACUUGGGGAAAAGCUCCAGGGUUCUGACAGGGAUGUUGAGAAGCUGGUGUGAAGGAGAGAGCCGAAGAUGCAGGUGUGUGCCCCGGUGGGCAGCUCUAGGCAUGGCCAUGAGGCCCUCCUGCAAGUCCACCAACGUCCAGAGAUCAAGAUGAAUGUUCUGGUCGGUUAAUGAAGUUUGGGUUUGUCACUGCACCACAAUCCAAUUGUUUCCCUUGCCAGUUCGUGGGGUGAACAGAAUGCUGAGAGUGGAGCAUGGGAAGGGAGUUUAGAUUUCUCACCUGGUUUCUAGCCAGGUGAUACAUUGUCCUACGCAGGAGGCCUCAGUCAAGCCGCAAGUAGUGUGCACUAGUCACUGGCAGAGCAUCUGGGAUGCUCUCUCUGCCUGCACUUCCCUUCAUCCGGGUAGAACUCACUCACCUGGCAAGGCUCAGCUUAAAUCUUAGCUUCUCUUGGGAGCUCUCCCAAGCCCUCAUUUGGAAUAACCAUUCUUCCCUCUGGGUCUCCUCGCUGACUUCUGUCUCCCCUUCAGUUCAUGGUAUAAAUUAUACGGUGUCGAAGUGGCUCUCCUCUGAGGCCGUGAGAUCCUUGAGGGCAGGCAUUGUGUUUCCUUUUUCUUUAUAUCUCUGGAAUACAGUACCCUUCCUGGUACAUAAUAGGUCCUCAGUGAAUGCCUGAUAUAUUGGGAAAAAAUGACUAGAUACCUGAAAUAUUAAAGGAAUUAAUGUUAUUUGGGUGGAGAGUAAUAAAGACAUGCAAAGUUCUAUGUGAAACUCAUCUUUUCUCCCCAAUACAACCUGAUUAAACAGUGACAGUUUCUUCCUCUCUUGAGCCACCUGGAUCUUAAUGGUUAUUUUCUUACAAGGCUGUUGAGUUUACAAGAUGACAGAACUGUAUUUACCUUGGACUUGGGGCUGUCCUCUAUUAAGGAGCUUUCAGCAAAGCCUAGGAGUUAAGUUAUGGCAUUGCGGGCUAAAAGCCAGUGGGGAAACCCUGGGGGAAAAACCCUCAUGGGUAAGAAAUACUUUGUCAUCUGGUCCCUGAGUCUUAUGGACUUAAGCAGUGACCUAGCUGAGUGAUCCCACAGUGAGGCCUCAACAUGUUCCAAGGCCUUAACUUGCUCUGAAUGGGCUCCGGAUUCCCAGUGAUGCCCGCAGCCCCUCAGGGUCAGGGGCCACCAUGCUGCCAGUCAGGCGGGGCAGGUGGAAUGUUGCACAGCUGCGCCUCUGGUUGCAUUUCCCAACACCUCCCUAUCCCACAAUGACUGGUCGUUGGCAUGCUAUUUCUGCCACCUUGUCAUCUCAAUGGCUUGUCUGGGGCCUCAAUGGCUGUAUAUGCGGAGUGCCUGUCCCCAGCCCUUUUUUCUCAGGACAAGCUCGAGUUCACUUCCUCUGGUCUUAUCAAACCCCUUGUUUCCAAAACUGUUAGCCACUUGGGGAGUUGAACUCGACUUCUCCCUCCCAACAUCCUCCCAGCUGAAAUUAAUGAGAAAAACAGUUGACCAUGGUGAGAUGUCUGUCCUUCCCAUUCUCCCCCAUCUACCAUGACUUAGAGGGAUAAGCCUGGAGAAUUUUGUCAGGUGCGUUUCGUACUGCUGGUGGUUAUUUGGCCAUCUCUGAUUCGAGCUCAGCUUAAAGAAACAUAUGGCCCCAGAUUCUGCAAUGCUACAGAUUUGGAACUUUCCCAUGUUAAAAGACUUAACAGAUGAAAUAUGGUUUUCUAUACCUCUUUUCACUGACCGUCAAAAUAACAAGUGGUGUCUUGUCUUUCAACAGAGACACUCUUUUUACUCAGUUAUUCAAUGAAGAAUGUGCUGUUGUCUUUGCUGUAGAUUUUUAUUUUAUUUGUAAAUUGUGCGUGCUGCGUGCUAUGGAAUACUGAAAAGCUAUACACCCUGGCUUGUUAGCUGACACACAGUAUGUGUGAUUACAAAUUGUUUGAAUAACAGUGGACUAUUGAACUGCCAUCCAGAUGUGUGUGGAGUUAACUGUGGGAAUGUCCACAAAAGAGGAUUAUCUUUCUGGUUGCUGGGUCCAAGCCCCCCAGAAAGUGGAAACAUAAGCGUGGAAGCUACUCAAAUAGAACAGUAGCUACAAAUGGCUCUUCAGAAGCAAAAUUAAUCAUUUUUUUAAAUUACACAUUGCAGUUAAGACGAAUUUGUCCUUCUAAAGUAAAUCAGGCAAAGAAAAUACCAAACAGCAACAAAAGAAGUUGCGGCUUUGAAUGGCCUUUGCAAAUGGUUUAGUCAUUUUAUGUUUUUAAUUAUCUACAAAUUCAGAACAUUGUAGACUCAAGAUAAGACCCUGACCAUCCCAAGUCUCUGAGCUAACUUCUUGUGUACUUUAUCUAUGUUUCCAGCACUUCCUUCCAUCUUGUCUGCUGCACCGGAUACCACAAUCAUACAGCAGUUGGCGUUCAUAGUCCUGGCCAGGGGAAAACAAUACAGAAAUCCCUUGUGAACAUUUCCUUUAAAAUAUUUGAACCACAGUGAGAUACUACCUCAUACCCAGUAGAAUGGCUAAAAUAAAAAAGACAGACAAUAACAAGUGUCGACAAAGAUGUGGAGAUAUCAAAACCCUCACCCGCUGUUUAUGAGAAAGUAAAAUGGCAUAGCCACUUUGUCAAACAGUUGGACAGUUCCUUAAAAUGUUCAACAUGGAGCUGCCAUACAAACCAGCAUUUCCACUCCUAGGUAUAUGUAUCCAAGAGGAAUGACAAUAUAGGUUCACAUAAAAACUUGCACAUGUACAGAGCAGCAUUAUUCAUAAUAGUCAAACAGCAGAAACAACCCGAUGUCCAUCAACUGAUGAAUGGAUAAAUAAAAUGGCAUUUUAUUAUUUGGCCAUAAAAAGGAAUGAAAUACUAAUACAACCUGGAUGAACCUUGAAAACAUGCUUAGUGAAAAAACCAGACUCAAAAGACUGUGUAGUAUAUGAAUCCAUUUGUAUGAAAUGUCCCGAAUAGGCAGAUCUAUAGAGAUAGAAAGUAGAUUAGUGGUUGCCUAGAGCUGGAGGCGUUGAGGGGAAAUGGAGGGUGACUGCUAAUGGGAAUGGGUUUUCUCUUUGGAGUGAUGAAAAUUUUCUAAAGUUGAUUGUGAUGAUGGUUGUACAACUUGGUGAAUAUACUAAAAACCAUUGAAUUUUAAACCUUAAAUGGGUAAAUGGCAUGGUAUAUGAAUUAUACCUCAAUUAAGCUGUUUAAAAAUGAAGGCAAAAUAAAGACAGUUUCAGGUAAAAAAUUUUAAAGGUAUUUCAAGGUGAUUUUUUUUUUUUAGAGAAUCAUGCCUCAAAUUAGGAAGUUUUCAAAAACCAUAUAUCUGGACUUUUUUGGCAACAUGAAAAGAAGGGGAAAUGGUUUUAAAUUUAGUAGCUUAUGUCCUUUCCCCCCCGCCCCCGGAAUGAAAUAUCUGUUACUUGUUCAACAAUGUCAAUGCUUUCUAUCUCCACUUGGAAUCUACAGCAGUAAGUUGGCACCCAGCCAUCAAAUACCUAUAUCUACCUUUGUGCAAUAAAGCUCCCUUUAGCAAUGCGUAUUGAAAUAUAUCAUUUGGAACCUAUUUUAAAUUCUGUAGCAAGCAAGUCAAAAAAAAAAAUGUAAAUCAUGAAACAUCAACCAAGUCAGAGGAAACAAAGAAACGAACAGGAAAUCCUCUCUAGAUUCUGUUCUCACUCCACUUUCUAUAGUUUAAUCUAAAGAAAAAUGUGGAAUUUCCUGCGGAGUGAUUAAUAGGCCAGUGUGGUGACAUACAGGAACUCUGAGCUUGACCUUGCAGGUAAAGGCUAACUGGUAUGUGAAGUUGAUUACACAAUUUCCUCUAAAUAAGUUGACAAGUGGCUUGCUCAGUUGCCUUGACUUUUGCCCUUAUAAAUGCACACUUAUAAAUGACUUGCUUUUUCAGCUAAAGCAAUCCUUAUUUUAGAUGUGACAUGUGUUAAGUAAACAGACUGAUAGGGAACCCAGCUUCCUAGCCUUCAUAGCCAGGUCAGAUUAGCAGAGUUGCUAGGGGACAUGAGUUGGGGCAGCCUGAAACUUGGCUUUGAGAUAUGGCUGUAUUUGUAGAGCAUGAGAAACCCAAAACUGUUUUUGUCCUUCCAGUACGGUGAAGUAGACUGGUGGAUUUGAGAAGAUGAUUCCACAUGUAGCUUGAAAUAUUCCAGGAGUAGAGGAGCUAAAUGGUUUGCAUUGAAUGACAAUAGGUUUAUCUCUAGUGUUUAUCUCUAGUUUAUCUCUAGUUCAGGUCUCCUUUCAGGAUGUCAAGUCUGUAAGAAAAUGCAGCCUCUGGUGUUUUGUCCAAAAAUAUCACGGAGAAAAGGCUUCUGGUCAGCAUUUCUGUUCUAUUAUCAUUUUCAUAGGAAGAAAAUAUAGUCCUUUUAUAGUCAAGAGGAUAUAGUUUAUUGAGAUAUUUUUAUUUAAAGAUGUACUACUUCCUUCUAUUUAAGGGGAAAGUUAACAAAAAGCCACUAUAAGGAACAGGAAGUGUUACUUCAGAUGAUAAAUCGAAAUGAUGCUUAGGAAAAUAACUGGUUAUUUGUAGAUUUAUAAGUCAAGCACCUUUAUUGAACUUAAUAUAUCCUGAUUUGAUAAGCGAAAAGAGCUUUGCUAACAUUGUUGAUUUAGCUGGAAUCUAUUUGUGUGUGUGUGUGUGUGUGGUGUGUGUGACUCUUCCUGAAUGAGUUAAACAUUUGGAAAAUGAAUUGAUUUUUAUUUGUAUAUACAAAGAUAAUGCCAUUUAUGCUUUCCAGGUCUAGAAUAUGACAAGCCUUGAGCUCAUCUGGAAAACAGAACAUUAUUAGGAUUCAGAGGUUAAAUUUACCAUCCCACCAUCAAAUCCAUGAAUGUCCCUCUGAAACAAUGUGCAGACCCAUUAUAAAUCAUCUUCCUUCACAUUAGCUCUUAGCUCUUCCUUAGCUCUUACAUAAGAUGAAACUCGCCAGCCUGGAAAUGUUUACUACUUACCACAGAUGUCUCUCUUAGACAUCUUUUUGUUUAUUUCAUUAUUUCAUUCAGUCAUCCAUAAGUAUUUGCAACAAAAGGAUUGCCAUCCAUCUUCCGGCUGGCUGUAUGCUUGGGCAAAGGACUGGGGCUAAUCUGUCCUGCCAUGUGGCUUCCCCUUGAAAGCUGUCAAUACUCAGUAACCAUUAACUAUUAACAACAACAUCCUCAAUGCAUGUGUCUGAGCCAUGUCACUUCCGCCCCAGCUAGCCAGAGCCCAGUUAGACGUACUCAUGAGAUUUUUCACACUCGACUCUCUCUGCUUGUGGAAAGUUCGGAUCUCCUGAGGUUUGGCUUUCAACUCAGCAUGGUAAACCUAAGACUGACGAAUUUCCCACCACAAAGGACCAGUCAGAGAAGUUUCUGCUGCCUCUCAAUUUUCUCUCUCAAGAGAGUGCCCUUUAAAAUUAAAGGAUAAAUACUUCUGUUGUAUACAUUUUAAUCAAAUAUUUCAGAAAUUUAAAAAUAGGACAUAAUAAGUGAACACCCUUCAUAAUAAAUGAACACCCCUCUUCCCAGCACAAGCUUAAGAAUUAAUAUUUUACAAAUACAAAUGAAGUUCCCGUUCCA